Molecule: messenger RNA, 2119 nt
Organism: Leopardus geoffroyi (Geoffroy's cat)
Lineage: Eukaryota; Metazoa; Chordata; Mammalia; Carnivora; Felidae
Gene: SDHAF4
Product: succinate dehydrogenase complex assembly factor 4
Exons: 3
Coding region: 135-458 (107 amino acids)
Biological process (GO): mitochondrial respiratory chain complex II assembly
Cellular component (GO): mitochondrion
Source: RefSeq, a predicted model, not a curated record
CCAAUCUCAAGCACGCCCCGCCUCACGAGAGAUCCGCCCCGCCUGUGGGUUGGGCUCCGAACUGCGCCGCUGGCUCCUUCUUCCUGCUCCUUCAUCCUCUGCUGGGCCCAGAGGACGCUGCAGGAGUCGGCAUCAUGACUGUAACGAGGCUAGCUCGGUUGCUUGGCUACAUCCCGGCCACCGCGUGGAGAGCGGCAAGAUCACCACUUGUGUGUUGUUCCCUGAGGAAAAUGAGUUCUCAAGGAGAAAAAUCCAAACCCAUCAAACAGUCUCAUAAGAAGCCAAAGUUACCAGAAGGUCGUUUUGAUGCACCAGAAGAUCCUAAUUUAGAGAAAGAACCACUGACAAAAUUUCCAGAUGAUAUUAAUCCCGUUACCAAAGAAAAAGGUGGACCCAGAGGCCCAGAACCUACCCGAUAUGGAGAUUGGGAACGAAAAGGACGCUGUAUUGACUUUUAAGCCAUAUAUUAUUAACUUCAGUAUCUUUUUCUGAAUAUGUACAUCUGAAUUAAUUUAUUUCUCAUUAUUUUCUCUCUGUAUAUCCUUUAAGUCAUUUAAUCUCUAUAAUGUGUUUAAAAACACAAAUAGGAGUGCCUGGGUGGCUCAGUCAGUUAAGCUUCCAACGUCGGCUCAGAUCAUGAUCUCUCAGUUUGUGGGUUUGAGCCCCGCAUCGGGCCCUGUGUUGACAGCUCGGAGCCUGCAGCUUGCAGCUUCAAAUUCUGUGUCUCCCUCUCUCUCUGCCCCUCCCCUGCUCAUACUCUGUCUCUCAAAAAUAAAUAAAAAUGUUUUAAAAACCCACAAAUAAUGCCUUGAAAGGAAAUAUGCUGCUAUAAAUUAAGAAAGGGGAAAUAUUUCCACAUUAGCACAUUAAUUUUAAUUUAAAUAUAUUGGAGUAUAUAAAAGAUGAUUAGAGCUGCAUAUUUCAUCAUAUUGCAUUUUAAGUUAAUCAGCUGCUUAUAAAGUACAAAUGUAAAUAAAACAAGUUUUAAUGAUUUUUAUUGCUAUAUGCUAGGUAAUAGUGCUUUUUGAAUGUGAGUUAAAUAACACGUUAUAGUUUUAUAAGGCCACAGUAACAACAGAAAGUCUAGCUCCAGAGACAGAUUACUUAGGUUCAAAUUUUGGCUCUGCUACUUACUAGCUGUGUGACCUGGGGUAAGUUAUUCAACUUUUCCACACCUCAGUAUCUUCAUGUGAAAUUGGAGAUAAUACUGCCCUUUUUGGGCAGUUGAGAACUUUAAAUGAGUAGGUACAUGUACUUGGAACAGUGCAUAGCACAAACCUCUCAUUAAGUGUUAGCUAUCUGUAAAUCAUAAGUGUAUUUUUCCAAGUCUCUAGGCUUUCUGGGGGGAAAUAUUUAGAAACUAAGUUUGAAAUACUUUAAUUGAAAUUGUUUUAGGGGUGCCUGGGUGGCUCAGUCGGUUGAGCGGCCGACUUCAGCUCAGGUCAUGAUCUCGCGGCCCGUGAGUUCGAGCCCCGCGUCAGGCUCUGUGCUGACAGCUCAGAGCCUGGAGCCUGUUUCAGAUUCUGUGUCUCCCUCUCUCUGACCCUCCCCCAUUCAUGCUCUGUCUCUCUCUGUCUCAAAAAUAAAUAAACGUUAAAAAAAAAAAGAAAUUGUUUUAUGAAUAUAACAUUACAAAAUCAUUAGUAAGAAAAUUAGUGAUUUUUUGCACCGAUGAACUGAGCAGAAAUAUGCACUAGUUUGUUAAAACAAAAUUUAGGUACAGAGGGCCAAUUUGUGACAAAAGCAGGGGAUAAAAUGGGCCAGCUUAGCCAGUUUUGAUGACUCAAAAGCUCUUGUCCUGUGGCCUUUGGAUAACUGGGUCAGGAAAAGUCAAGGCCAGUUUAUAGACAUGGAAUGGAAAGGAAGAAUAGAAAUUGCUGGGCUUGCCUGUGGCAACCCAUGCUGGCCUCUGGCCUUACUCUGUCACAGGGAUUGGGCCUUCAGCCCCCAGGCUACACUGAAAUUACCUAGGAAGAAGGGGUUUGCACGGCCUGUAGAAGAUAAUGCAGUGGGCUGAUGAUUGUGUGACAUGAAUUAUAAGUGUAGUAUUAUUUGAGAAGAUUGUAGGAGAUUUAUUUACAUAAAUAAACUUUUUGUAAUGUGUGUUCUCAGAAACAAA